GCCACGGCAGUGUGGAGUCAUGGAACCAUCUACAUAUGUAUGUACCUCAGCUUUUAGCACACAAACUAGGAUUAUCCGCUGCGUGGAGUCGGGGAUCCAUCGUGAUCUGGCCUGGCCUAGCAUGUGUACCAUGGAGCUGAAUUCAAAAGAAUGCAAAACCAACGACAUAAUCACACCCCCACCGUGACACCCUGUUUCACUAACGCCGACUUUCGCAUUAUGACGACAUGAUCGCCAUAAGGUUCGACCCUUGACUACAGCCCAGCGAUGUAUUCAUGUAUAAAAGCACGCGUUGAAAAGUUCAGGUGCUCUUCAUGAUCAUGGAGUCCCUUCUCAAGGUUCCACUUAUCCUCUCGUCUGCUAUCGCGCUGCACGUAUCGUUCACGACCGGAAACGUCCCUUCGAAUAAAGAGGUUAUUCGUCAAACGUUCAACGAGUGGAUCUUCACUCGGCUCGUUAAAUAUGGGUUUCCGACCAUAAAGGCAUUUUAUUGGGUUUUUUCUUUCGCAGAAAUCGCCAUAAUUAUCUAUCAUUCAACGGACCCCAACUCUGUUUCCACAAUACGUGACACACCUAUCGGUUUCCCUUUCGUUUUCGGUACCGCACUCGCUGUCACGGGUGGUCUCAUUCGCUGGUGGUGUUAUCGCACCCUUGGUCGUUUUUUCACUUUCCAGCUCAGUAUCCGCCAAGGGCAACACAUUGUAACAACCGGGCCAUAUGCAGUCAUACGCCAUCCAGCCUAUACAGCCGGUAUGACGGAGGUCAUUGGCAUAUUGAUCCUGCACGGAUCGACCGAUUCAUGGCUUAGACGCUCAGGGGUUUUGGAUAUCCCUGGACUGAAAGUGAUUGUGGUAGUAUGGCUGGCGGAGAUCACUAUUCUUAUGAUAAGCGUGGUGUUCAGGGUCAGCCAAGAGGAUGAAGUCCUGAAAUCAGCUUUCAGAGGCGAGUGGGAGAAGUGGGCGAAGGCAGUCAGGUACCGGCUGAUACCUGGUAUCUACUAAACCCAAGGCGCAUGGACCAUAUCAUCGUUGUGCAACUGGAACCGUCUACAGCUCUCCACAGUUCAAUGGCAGGAUUUUUAUAUACAUAAAAACACAUUCAUUGUCUCUACGGAUGUCAUUUUCUCGACUUGUACUAAAUAUUGUCCUCGGUUCUUCGUAGGGUGCUUCAUAUCACGACAUGUUCUCCGUACGCGCUUCAUUCUACAUGUACAACUAUUCAUUCGUGUAUUAUUUUCCUUCUUGACAGCGUCCUAUUAUUCGGAAUCACUUCCCCUUAGUUCUUCAAUCGAAGACUG
Suillus subalutaceus is the source of this 1297-nucleotide messenger RNA. RefSeq lists its product as uncharacterized. The record is from RefSeq and is a predicted model, not a curated record. Gene Ontology annotation, molecular function: protein C-terminal S-isoprenylcysteine carboxyl O-methyltransferase activity. The transcript has 3 exons. Gene Ontology annotation, biological process: C-terminal protein methylation. NCBI's taxonomy places the organism in Eukaryota, Fungi, Basidiomycota, Agaricomycetes, Boletales, Suillaceae. Gene Ontology annotation, cellular component: membrane. Bases 315 to 1001 code for a protein of 228 amino acids.